Cylindrotheca closterium is the source of this 837-nucleotide messenger RNA. Lineage: Eukaryota; Bacillariophyta; Bacillariophyceae; Bacillariales; Bacillariaceae. The record is from the annotation of a GenBank genome assembly.
AUGGGCGACGAGGACACUGGCCUUGUCAAUAAGUUCGGCCAACCCGAUGGGUGGGACUCUGACAAGACAGUUGACGACAACUCAAAUGACAGGAGGAAAGACAUGGAAAUAGACGGCGAACUUGAUUCUGGUGACGAUCGCACCCACGACGACGACGACGACGACAAGGGCGAGGUGGAGGAGGAUGACGAGGAUACUGACGAAUCAACCAAGGAUUCUGUCAUUCUUGUGGAAAGUACUUACAAGCUUACGGAUACUGCAAACAACAAAGACACCAACAACAUGGGCCUGAAUACAGAUGAGCCAGUUUCCGAACUGACCGUUGUUACUGGUGACGACAAGGACCCUGAAUUGACAUCUCCGCCGAGGAAGAAGGGACGGUCCCACAGGGUUUCGGUGGUCGCUCCGUCUACAGAAAUGGAUGUGGACGGGAGCUCUUUGAGUGAACCCAGUGCUAAACGUACACAUUCAGCGUCUGCUUCACAAUCAACCACACCAACUUCACAAAAAACGGACACCACUUCCAUGACACAAAGCUCUAAGGCCAAACGAAGACUACAACACAGCUUGACAUUGGAAGAACGCCUAGAUGGGCUGCGACAAGUCAACUUGGACAGCAUGGACGGUCAGGCUAUCCUGGUUGAACUGGGAAUGGCGUACAGCUUUCAAGGUCAACAAGGGGGGAAUACGACCCAUGCCUCUAUCAUCUUGAACCAUAUUCUGGAUACGCUGGCAGACGUCCUAAAGCACGCGGAGGAGAAGAUUCGCUUUCUCCCCUUGUCUGACAGCGCUUACAAGAAGUCUAAGCAGUGGAUCCGAACAGAAGCGGAUCUUUGA